Artibeus jamaicensis (Jamaican fruit-eating bat) is the source of this 1227-nucleotide messenger RNA. RefSeq names its product FA core complex associated protein 20 (gene FAAP20). Gene Ontology annotation, biological process: DNA damage response. The coding region runs from base 37 to 597 and encodes 186 amino acids. Gene Ontology annotation, molecular function: K63-linked polyubiquitin modification-dependent protein binding; ubiquitin binding. The transcript is spliced from 4 exons. NCBI's taxonomy places the organism in Eukaryota, Metazoa, Chordata, Mammalia, Chiroptera, Phyllostomidae. The record is from RefSeq and is a predicted model, not a curated record.
GCGCUCACUUCCGCCGGACGCGCGGGCUCCAGGCAGAUGCAGGGGGCGCGGGGUUCUCGUCUUCGUCUGAGUCGCCGGCAGCCGUCCGCUAAGAGCGGGCCUCCGAGCCCCCGCCCGGGGUCCCUGCAGGACGGCGACAGUGAGCGCGCGCAGUUGUGGGCCGGGCUGCUGCGCGCUGUGAGCGUGGACUUGGACGAGGACGCGGUGUUGCCGUCGCUGCCCGCUUUCCCAGGCCAGGAGCCCAGCCGCUGUCCCGAGCGCACCGCGUCUCCUGAGGUCUUCACCGUGGGAUCCAAAACCUUUUCGUGGACGCCCUUCCCGCCUGCCCCGAGGGGAGAGGGCCCAGGCCGCUCCUACCGGGUGCUGCGCGGGACCGGCGGGUGCCCAGAAUCCCCUGCCCCGUCCCCGAAAGCAUGCGCUGCGCCGGAGCCCGGCGGAGUCCUAGGCUCCGGGGAGCAGCCGGCGGUGGACGCGGCGCGGGCCCUGCAGAGCUGCCCCAUGUGCCAGAUCGACUUCGCUCCCGGGCUGGCCCAGCUGGACAUCGACGGCCACCUCGCACAGUGCUUGGCGGGCAGCACGGAGGACGAGAUGUGGUGAGCUGCCCACGGUGUCCCUGCCAGGACCACUGCCCAGCACCCGACAGACGAGGGAGCCAAAGUGGUGUGCUGAGCUCUGGCACUGGCCUGUGGGGGCCACGGCCUUGGCUCCCUUUCUCCCUUGGCCUCUGCUCAGCAGGGACCUGCUGGCGUCAGAACAGUGGUCAGCAGACGCACUUGGGCCGGUGUGCGGUCGGCUUCACCAGCUGAGCUGGGUCUCGGAACCCAGGCGCCCGUGUUCAGGGGUCAGGCUGACUCCAUCCAGCACACAGUGCAUGUCAGUCCUCUGGGGCACUGGUUGUAUUUGCAGCCACUGUCACCUGCAGGGGACCGGGAGGGGACAGGUGGAGCAGACGCUGAGGCAGGGAGGCUCCUUUGCAUCCCUUGUCACGGAUGUGUGUCGUCAGAUGCCUCGUCCAGGCCCCUGGGACAGGCACCGCCAGGAUGUAAGUGGGGACCCUGGGUGACACUGAUGUGCCCGUUGUGCCACAUGCUCCCUCUGUGGGGGCACUGGCAGUGGGGGCAGCUGUGCCUGGUGGUGAGCGGACAGAAAUCCCUGUACCUGCCCCUCAGUUUGCUGUGAACCUAAGACUCAAUAAAACCUGUUACUUAAAAAUGGCUUCAAAAAGGA